AUGGAGCACCAAUCGGAUAUGGGAGCUUAUGUAGAAAGUCCCAAUGUACAAAACAGUGGGAAUUAUAUUACAAUUAUACCAGUUGAAUAUACGCGGCGGGGAUAUCCUAUUCAAGCUGAAUAUCAAUACAAAUCGCGCGAAGAGUAUUAUUCAGUACAAAGCCAAAAGUUGCAAGCCGAGGUGAACGCCCACUUAUAUUCUGUAUCGCAGCGUUUACCCCAUCUUUCGUACAGCCCGUUGGGACGGCACGGAGAGUGGGACAAACAUGACACUCACAAACCAUUACCUGAUUCGAAGGAGAGCAAUAGCUCUGAUUCGUUGGAAAAGAGUGUUAUGGGAUCCAACCUUAGCAGUUGCUCAAAUCAAACCGGUUCCAGUAGUAUCGCCGCGGGAUCGUUUAGUACAGCUGACCCUAUAACUAGCGGUGGGAGUUCAUCUAGUGCUAUUUCUCCACCAUUACCUGGUUCUUCAGGUAGUACAGCAUCGUCUUCCACUGGAUCAUCUAACCCAGUUACCUGUAUCUAUUUAAUGUCACGCGUCGCUAUCAUGGUGGAGAUGAGUUCCGAAGAAAUUCCAUCUUGUGUGACGGCUUCCCGAUUUCUCAAUGCGGUACUGGCUACUGAGGAGUUGGGUCUAAAUACUCCGAGCGCAAGAAACUUGGCUGCAAACGUAUUUGCGUUAUGGAUGUGUAGUCCUCUGUUAGAAAUACAAUUAAAACCCCACCAUUGUCCGUGGCGUGUUUGGGCUGGUUGGCAGAAACUUCUGCAGCGGUAUGGCCAUGCAUCAGAGUCACGUCGGUCCAGAGAUCAGCCUGCGCUUAGGCUACAGAGGAAUGUCUUCUUUCCAAAACAUCUAGAAGAGGGAAUAAAGGACUCGCGUAUCCAGGAAUUGUUGUAUGAAGAAGCUCGGCAUAAUGUGGUGACGGGGCGGUAUCCGUUGGAAAGCGCACAAGCUCUGAUGCUAGGCGGCCUCCAAGCUAGAAUACAACUCGGUCCUUACGAUCCGCACAGGCAUACAGCGAAAUUUUUUAGAGAGAAUCAAGACAAAUAUCUUCCGAAACACGCGAGAUCUGGACGUUGGACUCGCUUGUUACCGGCUGGACGUAAGGGGAGUCCUGAAGCUAAACUUCUAGAACAAGCUCAAAGACCGCCUGCAGCGCCACCUAGGAAGUUGAGACACAAAUAUUUGGCGCAUACUAGAACAUUGCCGACUUACGGCGCAGCUUUCUUCCAAGGUCAAAUCGAGCAGCCAGUACGGAGUCUCACCAGUCUCUUGACUCAUGAAGAUAUUCCAGUCUUAGUGGCUGUUAAUUCUAAUGGAGUUUAUGUCAUUGAUGAUACCGAGAGUACGGUGUUACUAGGAUUGUUAUAUGAAGAAUUGUCUUGGGAUAUUGGUCUUCCAUCAGAGGACAACGAAGACUGCUUGCCGUGCCUCUUCUUGCAGUUUAUGGUAGUUGAGAACGGAUUGAGAGUCUCCAAAAUAUUGCAGGUAUUUUCUAAACAAGCAGUAAUGAUGGAUACAUUAAUUGAGCAUUUUGCCGGUGAAUACCGGAAGAGGUUAGGACAAGAAACGCCGAGUGAUCACGCCAAUUAUGAUUAUCAUUCAGACUCUGGCAGUAUUUCCCUCCCCCCACUGUCGCGACCAGAUUCCCCCCAACGUCGUCUUGCCAAUAAGCUAUCUCGCCUUGCGUUAGCGACGCACGACGGUAGAGGAAACCUCUUAGGGGGAGCAGGAGAUUGGUCUUCUGGCUUACAUCACACUCAACCGUCAUGGAUAUUUCCAAAACAUUAA
This is a messenger RNA of Leptosia nina, 1791 nucleotides long. The record is from the annotation of a GenBank genome assembly. Lineage: Eukaryota; Metazoa; Arthropoda; Insecta; Lepidoptera; Pieridae.